CACACACACACACAGCACACACACAGAGAACAAAAAGAAUAUUAAACUGUGUUCUUUUAUUAGGUUAAGGUCUUAAAUGGAAGGAAAAACUGUGAAUAGCAAACCAUGUUACUUUACCACGUUUCUCUAUUACUCCAGUUUUGCUCUGCAAGUCCUCAACACCCAAAAAACACUAUCAUACCAGAAACCACAAACUAAAAGAACUAAAAGAAAAACUAAAAGAACAUUAAACAUUAACAAGUCUCCUAAUUUUAUCAUUGUGAUAAAAAAAUGCAUAAAUGACAUUUCAUUUCAACAUUUACUCUCCCUGUUGUUAUUUUUGGAUUACUUAAUUGAAACAUUCUUUCAAAAUGAAAAUAUUCAGUAGAGCCAAAACGCAACUGUUUCAAGUCAGUUUAAAACAACGCAGUUGUUUGAAUGAGAAACCUAAUAUAAUGGUGUUACAUGAAAAUGUGUUUUUUUUUUAAAUAAACUGAACAAUAUCAUAAAAUCAUUUUUUUUUACAGUCUGUUUUAUGUUUUGAUGUCUAAAACCAGAGAAAAACUUGAUCAUUUCCAAUUAUUUUUUAUUUUUAUGUUUAUUUAAUUUUUUGAUGUGUGAUAGUUAUUAGUGCAUUUUUGCAAGUGCAAAAACAUUCUUAUGUAAAAAAAUAAAAAAUAAAAAAAUAAAAUAAAAUGAAAAGGUCAAGCCUUAGCCAAUUUGUUUUGGCGGAUACCACAUGGUUUGAUAUGUUGUCUAAUGCAAUACAAUUUGCACAUUUUAGAGUCAUUAUACUUGUAACACGUGUGAUGUUUCCGGUCAAAAAUGACCGUCUUACAAAAAAUUGCUUAUAAAUCUCUCGUUAUGCUACCUUAUCACCUAAUAUUGGAUUCAAUUUUUUGUCAGCUUGUUUUCUUUAAAUUAGGACAGGUUUUGUAUUUAUUUUUGGAACUGAUUGAUCAUAUGCCUUAUUUAUCUGAGCUUAAAGUACCUCAGUUUUUGAAUGGAAAAAAAGCAUUAUUUGUGGAUAAUUUGAUCGAUUUUAUGUAGAAUAUGAUUUUUUUUUUAAAUUUUGUACAAAAAAGCACAUUUGUUGGGUUCCCGGUCAAAAAUGUUGGCAUGACAGCUUUCACAUUACCAAUUUUUCAUGCAAACCAUAUGCCCCAUUUCGAAAUAAACGGCCAGUGUAAAAGCAGCCUCUUUUUCACAGAGUUGUUCACACCAAGUUGUUAGACUCCAGUGCAACAACAUUAACAAGCAUUUUUGGGUAUGUGAAAAUGUUCUGUGUGUGAAAAUGACCCGAACACAACAUGAGGGUUAAGUGUUGUUUCAAGUACUAUGGGCCACUCUAAUGCAGUGACAAAUUAUGUCUUUAUAAAUGAUGUCUUCAAGUAACUAAAUAAAUACAUAAACAACUUGGCUAAAUAAAUAUAAAAAUUGAAAAGAGUAUAUUUUGGCUAUGUUCAUGUACACAUGCAGAUAAAGAGCUGUAUCUUGCGAGGGAAGCAGUAAGAAGAUGGAGGCAACCUGAUAAAAGCCUCAUGUGUGACUCAGACCUUUUUCAGACAGCUCUAUCACAUCAGUGGGUGGAGUUUCAUCUGCAGAGCUGAUGACACAUGAUUAAAAAAAUUAUAAAUGCGGUUUGAAAAGGGUUUUUAUUAUUUCCUCUAACUUUUUAAAAAAUGUAAUUGCUGCUUGCAGAAUCCAGUUCAAAAGCUGAAUAAUUUAGCAGCUGUUUGCUCGGAUUUGUUCACCAAUUAGCCCAUGAACCGUGGAACUGCAUUUGAGAUGUGGCCAUUGGUUCUACAAUGAAUGUUCAGUGUGAAGCUGGACUAUAGGCUGUUUCAAAGAAACAUUUUAAAUGCACUUAAAUUUAAUAGCUACUGUAAUGACAAUAACAUCCAGUGGGGGGCCUUGGAACUUUAGUGAAUGUGAAACACUGAAUCUCCAUGUCCAUAUUUAGAGAGUGAGACCAAAAGAAUGUGUGUGAUGGAAUGGGACAGAGAGAGAGAGAGAGAGAGAGAGAAAAAACAGGGAAAUAAAUGAGAAAGCCUUGCCAAGGAGGGAGGGUGAAAGGAAGAGAACAGUAAUGAAAAUUAAAGAGAAAAGAAAAAGUUGUGGGGGGACAUGAGAUGGGUUGGAUUUAGAGCAGCCUUGCCGAGGAUGAUUGAGGGAGAUGGAUGAAAAUGAGUCCACAUCAGUGGCUCUCAAACCGCAUUAACCUUCAAUCUACCAGAAGUGGACCGGUGACCAGGCCUGUGGAGGAAAAGACGAUGAAGUCCACAAUUCCAAGAAGAAAAACCGCUGUUGUUAAAGCUUUCAGCAAAACCAGACAAAGCGAUGAGUAUGGGGCAUGUAAUGUAUCCCAAAAUGCAGUGUUGUUGAUGGAAGCCCAUGCUCACCUUACCAUCGGCUUGCAGUCAAGAGAGAGGCUUCUGCUGCUUUUCACAGAUUCUCUUAUCAUCGCCAAGACUAAGUCUCUGUAUCUGAAGCUGAAGGCUCGUGUUAGCCUCUCAGACAUAUGGCUGGCAUCCUGUGUUCAUUUCAUCACAGACAAGAAGCUUACCUCCAAGAACUCAUUUGUGAUUGGAUGGCCGACCACCAAUUAUGCUGUCAGUUUCAGCUCAUCAGAAACAAAGGAGAGAUGGUUACAUGCUCUUCAGUGGCACACCUGCAGAGCCAGGCAGAGAGUCUUGCCAAAUGCUAUUCUUCUCUACGUCCUGCUGAUCUGCCAUGCUGAUGACAACAGCUCAGCGACCGUUGCUGUGGCAGUGGACGUGAGCACUACUGCAGAAAAUGUGGUUCAGUAUAUCAUGCAGCAAUGCAAAUUACUGGGUGAAGUCUCGGACUACCAGCUGUGUGUGAACUAUGAAAAAGAAGAGGAAACAUACCCCCUUAUUGGCCAUGAGCUACCAUUCUUCAUCUUGCAUCAUUCCCUGAGAAGUCAGCAAGACCAUCUGCACAUGCCCAGUGAGCCCCUGCAGGAAGCAUUUAGUUCUUCCCAACAGGCAGAGGCCUCUUCCAAGACCCCUCACUUCACACUAAAAACCAGAACACGCACUCCUAGCGGUGCUUUGCUGAAACACAAAAGAAAGAGGUCUCUGAUAGAUUGGGCUCUGAGAAGGGGACACUUUAACCAAUCUGAUGGCCAGUCUGACCCACAAACUGCCUCUCACAAGCUAUUUGGUCAGUCUCUUUCUUCCAUUUGUCCUGAUGGAAACCUGCCCAAGCCAAUAAUGGACCUGCUAUAUCUGCUGUUCUGUGAGGGUCCAGAGACCCGUGGAAUCUUUCGGCGUUCAGCAAAUGCCAAAAACUGUAGGAUCCUGAAGGAGCGAAUGAAUUCUGGGCAAAGUAUUUCACUGCAUGAACAAUCAGUGUUCGUCUCUGCGUCUCUAAUUACAGAGUUCUUACGGAAGCUGCCUGGUGGUGUUUUGUGCUGUGACUUAUAUGAUGACUGGAUUGAAGUGCUACAAAGUGAGGAUCAACAGGAUAGACUUAACAAAGUCAGAAAUUUGCUUGCACAGCUGCCGGAGGAGAAUGUUACCUUGCUGUGUCACUUAUUUGGAGUGCUACACAGGAUACACAGUCACUCAGAGGUGAAUCAGAUGACAGCAACAAACUUGGCCCUUUGCAUUGCACCCAACAUGCUCUGGAGGACUUCCCAAAUCAGCCCUGAGAAAGAGGGACAGAGUGUGUUGCAGGUCGCCAUGCUUAUCCAGUACCUGAUAGAAAACACGCCUGCCAUAUUUGGAGAUGAUCUGGACAGUCUGUUCACCAGGCAGUUGAAUUCAGAGCAGGAAACACAUGACUACACAGAUGCUUCGUAUCUUCUUCAUCACUCCUCUUCAGAGGACACAGAUCAAGACUUCACUGUUUCUUCCCAACUAUUUCCUGAAGUACAUCCCCUUUUCCUCCCUUUGGCUGCACUUUCCCUGAAAGAGAAGAGGAGACCCCGGCCCUUUCCUAUUGAUAUGCCAUCAACAGAAGGUGCCUACAGCUGUGGAACACUGGAUUCCAUUUCAUCACGUUCCAGUGCUUCUGUGAGUAUGCUGGGAGUUGGGGAGCUCAGCCAAUCACGCGAUCGAUGCCUCUCGGAACCUUCCAUGUAUUUUUCCACACCCCAAACACCGGCACCGACUCAUACUCCUGUUAUCCGCCAAUCCAGCUACGAUGCCACUGUAAUAGACAGCAGAAAUGAGCAGUCACAAGGCUCCAUGGGGCUGAGCCCAGAACAACAAUCACACAAUUCUGGAAUGGGUACCAGGCGACGACGUUACACUUUCUGGAAGUCGCCACAAAUUCCCACACGCUUCCGUCAUCCUGCUCAGAGAUUAGCUAGCAUGUCAAGUCUGUCAUCUACUACCACUUCUUCCCUCAGCUCACUGGAUAGUACAUUGUCCCUUAGCUCCGCCGAUCCAAUCCCCAGCCCUCAAGAUACACAGUCCCGGCCAUUUCUGUUCGGAGCUGCUGCGAGACUGCGGCCUCUCACACCUGAAAUGUCCAGAAAGCGGUGGACAAGUACUUUCACUUAUGAAGAGGAAGAGGACGUUUGGAAAGAGAGAGAUCAAGAGACUGAAAAUAAGAAAGAGAGUGGAUUUGAAGCGUCUUUUCAUGACUUUGAUGGAGAGAAAGCAGUGAAAGAUGGAGAAAGAGCCGAGAGUGAGGAUGCCAUGAGCUGUGAGUCCUUCGGUGAUAUUCAUGAGGUUAAAGGUGAAACAAGACAAUCCGUGUCUGUGUGCAGCGUGGAGUUUAGUGUGAAUCCAUUACAAUCCUCCACCGCAUGCCAGAUAGAGCAUAAUCCUGACAUGAACUCGCAAUCAAUUUCACUGAAUCCCCGCAGUGUAUGGACAGUCCCACAGGCGAAUCAGGUUGACAAUGAGAUACAGGAAUCCCAGGUGACACAAACACUCACGCACACUCCCACAACGACACAAAAGCAAUCCAUUAUCAAAGGAGAAAACUCUGUAAGUCAGCUCCAGCUAGAGCGGAAAAAAAAUUCUUGCUCAAACCUGCAUGCCUCAGGUGGGCAGAAAGUGAGCAGAAUGAAAAUCACAGUCUUUCCUUUUGAUGGAAGAGUGAUGCUAAAACAUUCUGAGGUCACAGAUCAAACCGCAAACUUGCAGAUGGAAACAGAGCAGAAAGUUGAGCCAGGAUUCAGUGUAGAAAAGGACGGAAAUGUGCGAGAAUCUGUUCAGGUACAUAUUCCACAGACACUGUUUUACGGUCAUAAUGUUCCGCUAGUGUUACUUUCUACACCACCACAGCAAACGUCAGUCCAAGUGAGGACACAUUGUACUCCCCCUGAUGAUGUGGGUGUGACAGAAGCAGGUUUGUGUGAUAAAGCUAAUGUUAGCUUCGUCACAACUGAUAUUAGCAACGGUGUAAGCAGUUAUCCAGCAGAAAAUACCAUUCAGAGCGUCAAAUGUAUCAGUCAUAGCGUGAGCACUGUUGAUGACCUGCACAGCCCUGGCUGUCUUACUGAAACUGCUAGCCCCACUGUUAGCAUUAGGGGUGGUUAUAAUGUUAACCCCAGUAUAAAGCUUAUUCACAGCAAUGCUAAUCCGAAACCUGCUAGGAAAUCCUCAGGAACCUUUCGCCACACAAUCUGUAUCAAGCUCCCUGGUAGCAGAGGGAUGGCACAGAACAAGUCGUUACCAUAAUUGAAUCCUUCUAGUUAUAUAAUACUAUGAAGAGAUGAAGUGUAUGCAACAUUUGAUGUCAAUGUGUCAAUGUGUUUUUUUUUUUUUUGUAAGAACGAGGUUAGGCAUAGAGUCUGUAGAUUUUAUGAGAAUCUAUAAAGCGAGCAUGUUUGUUUGUGUAUAUGUAUGGAGUAAAGGCUGAAGGCAUAAAAUGAAAAACAUUUCCGCAAGGAUUGCACUGUGGGGUGUGCAAUUUCAAAGGCUUCUGCAGAGACAGCACACAGAGAUGGGAGUGAUGCAGUUGUGUGAAUGGAAAGCUCAUAUUGCUCUGACUAUACAAAAUAAAAUGAACUAUAAAUUCAUUAACAUUCAUAUCACAAAACUGAAACCAAAAUACACCAAAGCCUAAAACAAAGUAAACUAAUAACAGUGUUGAAUGUAAUAUUUUAUUCAAAAUAAGACACUAAUGUACUGCAUAUGAUUCAUGAAAAAGACUUACCCCCGCUUUCACAGACAAGGCUUAAGCUAGUCCUAGACUAAAAUGCAUGUUUGGGCUGUUUUAACUGAAAGUAACUUGUACUGACAGAUCUUAAAAUAUGUCAGUGCCAUUGUUUUGUCUUAAGAUGCACACCAGUAAUGUUUUUUUCUAGUGUACGUUUAUAAAAGAUACUUAAAUGCCUUAAUUGAACUAAGGCUUAAUCCUGGCUUAGGCUAAGCCCUAUCUGUGAAACCAGGCCUUAAUGUUUAGUUGUUUUCAAACCUUAUUUAAAAAAAAAAAAAAAAAAGAUAUUUUGAGGAAUGUUGGGGUCCAAACAACACUGAACCCCAGUGACUUUCAGAAUGUGGACAAAAUCAGUCAUUUUGCAAAAUAUCUUCUUUUGUGUUCUAAAGUCAUUAAAGUUGGCAAAACAUAAGAAUGAGGAAAUGAUGACAGAAUUUUUGGGUGAACUAUCCCUUUAAGAUAUUAAUUAAAUAUGUUUAACACAAUGAUUUCAAAUAUAUUAACUGAAUUUUACAAUAUUAUUUUUCAGUUUUACAAUAUACUUUCUGAAUUCUGGUCAUAAAUCAUGAGAUUAAUUGCAAAAAUUGUAUGUUACCUUUGUCAUCUCUAAAAUAUACGUUUUGUAAAAUCUUUUUUUUUUUUUUUACGGCCCUCAGAACCCUGUUGGAACCCUAGUUUUAGAGUGUGUGUGUCACACACACAGACACAGUGAAGAAAAGCACUGGGAAAUUCCAGUCAUGAUUCAUUUUCAGUGAGAGGGAGGCGUGCAAUUGUGAGCAGGUGAAAUCGCAUCGAACUGCUCUGAAUAUGAAAUCUCCAGUCUCACACAAUGCCGCCUCAGAGAAUGCUGCCAUCCGUGGCUGGCAAUUCUCUAAGCAAAUUUUAUGAAUUCGCAAUUAUUUAUUUUAUAAUGGCUCUAUAAGAGAUUAACACCAAUGGAAAAGUUUAGUCAAAACAACAUUUUGGCUGGAGUGGUAUAGGGGGCACAUGUGCAUACAAAGAACACAUAAGAUUGAGAAACAUAAUAAGACGGAAGAAAAGAUAAUAAAACAGAAAGAAUCUGGUGUUGAAUGCAUGAACAGAAACACGCAUGUAGAACUGGAAAAUCAGUGUGAUGUAAACAGUAGACGUCACAAAGUGCAUCACUAUGGGAACAAAUAUAGUAGAAGGGACCUGUAUGUGAAGAGAGCAAAAAAAAAAAAAAAAAAAAACAGAUAUAACCCAGGGAAGCUGAUCUGUGUAAGAUGCGGGAUGUUUUUAGAUGUAAGUGUGCAUCAGUAGAUCCAGUGAAAACCUUUUUUUUUUUUUUUUUUUAAAUAAUCAUUUGGUUCAGAAUCAUGUUUGAUUUUUAUCCAUCUGGAUGGAAUGUUUUAAAGUGGGACAAACCAACUAAUAUCACAAACAUCACAGAAUCAAUUCCAUUUCUAAUAAUUAGGAUAUUUGUGCUGUUGUUUCCCACCAAAAUACUAAACUAUAAUACUAAAAGUUAAAAUAUUCAAACAUAUGUUUGUUUUAAACAUUUGAUUACUGUAAGAAAAAAACACGUUUCUUAAUAAACUACCAGCUUUUCAUGCUAGAAUAUUUAAAGGGAUAGUUCACCAAAAAAUUUUGUGAUCACCUCAUGUAAUUCCAAACCUGUAUGACUUCUUUUCCUCUGCACAAUACAAAGAAAGAUAUCCUGAAAAAUGUAUAAUUAAAGUCUGUGGACUCCUAUGACUUUGAGCCCUAUGACUGGAUAAAAGCAGCUGAAACAUUCUUUGAGUGUGUGGAGAUUCUCUUGACAUUCUCUUUCUGCUAUUACUUGAAGUUUCAAGUGCAUAUUUGAAGGGAGAGUGCCUUCCAGAUACAACUGCUGUUUUUAUUUAAUGGCAGGUAACACGUUGCUUCAUGGAACAAACAUACAAGGUCUUUUGUUAGAGCAAAAAUUCUUUAAAAUUGAAUAACCUGUAAGAAACAUUUCUGCCCCUGAGCACAAGGAACUGCAGGACUGACAGCUUGUAAUUUGUGUCUGCAUGGAUUUCAACAAGUCCAUUUAGAUUAAGAACUAGAAUUGUUCAUAUUGUGGGGAAAGAAUUUGACAUUACGUCUGAUUCUCCCAGUUCUGUAUUCAGGAUAAAAUGUACAUUUUAUCUUGAAAUGUAAGUUGCAAUAGCCUUUUCUUCCCUAUUGUGACGUAUAUCCAAGUGAAACGGCUUCUUGAACAAGAAAAAAUGUAGGACAGGAUUUUUUUUAUCCAUCAAGAUUUGAUUGAAUCAUUAGAUUGUUGUGGUUAUUGUUGCAAUCUCAUGUGAGUGACAGGUUUUCCCACCCUUGUGCUGAAAACGUGUCAUCAGAGAAGACGAGAUGUUGCUGCAAGAGGGUGGGGGAGUUAUUUUGGUUAGAGAUUACGAGGGCAGAUUAAUAAAAAAAAGAUGUGCACAGAUAAAUUAUUCAUAAUAAUUACUGCAAUAUCCCAUAAAAAAUAUGAAUUGUCAGUUUUGAUUUCAUGCCGAUUUUAAGUAAUAUUAGCUGUCAGGUAUGGUAUUCCUGUGUUUUAUCCUCAUCCGUGAAAACUGAAUGGCAGUGCUACACAAAAACCUUGACAAAUUUCUUCUGCUAUCAAAAUUACCUUCAGCAAAUCAUUGAAAUCAGAUUACCGCCUUAUAGUCUUUAAUGACUAAAAACGCGCAACAAUGGAAAGGAUAAAUCUGGUUAUGUAGGAUGAGGAAGAAACAUUGGGGGGAGACAAUACAUAAUGCAUAAUAAUGAAUAGUUGCAAAUAAUGAAUGAAAUAAAUCUGUCAAUGCAACGAUAAAUGAUUUUGAUCAGUCCAUCCAAAGUAACAUGAUAGAUGCAGGCAGUGAUGAAAUACGUUUUCUAUUUCUGGCUGACGGUGGUUAUGACUGGAUGAGAUCCUGCAGUACAGAUGAGGAUGAGGUAUAGAGGGAUGUUUAUUUUUAAGGUGUCAUCAAACUAGACUUUGUGCUCCAAUCACUUCCAUUCAUGUGAACAGGUAUAAUAGAGUGCUCCUUGCCCACCUUUGGUGAGCUCUGACCUGUGAAUUUUACCAAAAAGGACCUAAAGGUCACAGAUUUACCUGAAAGCUCAUUAUUUAUUAUUCAUUAAAGACAGCCGUUUCUCUUGUCACACGACCACACAGUGGAUGCUUCACAAUCAGAAGGCUCAUUCUGUGUAAUAACGCUGCAUAUCUCGGCUGCCAGGUCAUCAAGUUCCUUCAAAGACGUCUCAGUUUAUAAGAUGCUUUGAAGGCAGACUUCAUUUCAUCCUUCAUUCGGCCCGUUUUGAAGGAUGCAUCAAUUGUUUUCUUUGUGUACUCCAAGCACCCACACACAAUCUUUUGCACAUAUUCCAAUUCACAAGAAAGAAUGAGCAGAAUGAAUUGCACUGAGCUUGUCCAAUUUCACUACAUAAUGCAAGACAAAGGCAUUAUGCUUUCUUUUGCUUUGUUGUAAAUUACUCACAUAAUUCUAAACUGUGUGUCAUUUAAAAUACUGGGAGACCACAGAUGGUUGUCAUUGCUUGUACUACAUUAUUUUUCAAAUUAUACUUUUAAUAGUAUUUUUGUGUAGUGACCACGGGGGCCGCCUCAUUUUAGGUAUUUAAAGCAAUAGUUCACCCAAAAAUGAAAACUGUGUCAUUAAUUACUCACCCUCAUGUAGUUCCAAACCUGUAAGACUUCCAUUCAUCUUCAGAAUGCAAAUGAAGAUCUUUUUGAUCAAAUCUGAGAGCUUUCUGGCCCUCCACAGACACCUAUGCAACUGAUGUUUUGACUUUUCAAACAGUUCAAAAAGAGAUUGUAAAACUAAUCCUUAUGAACAGAGUGAUUUAGCACAAAUUUAUAUGAUGAACAGAUUGAAUUUAGGCUUUUAUUCACAUAUAAACAUUCAUCAGCUCACACAUCAGUUAAACAGAAGCUCAGGCAUGUUUGCUUUAAGUGCGAGAACCAGUGAGGUUUAUUCUCGUAUGUUACACAGCGUGCUUGAGCUUUUUUAUUUCAAGAAUUUUCGCAAGAGGUUUGUUCUCGCGCAUCAAGCAGGUUCGUUUGAGCUUCUGUUUCUGUUCGCCGAUCAAUGUUUAUAUGUGAAUAAAAGCCUAAAUUAAAUCUGUUAAUCAUAUAAAGCAAUCACGUCUCUUCAGAAAAUUUGGACUAAACCACUCAAUUCAUAUGGGUUAGUUUUAUGAUCUCUUUAUGAGUUUUUUGAAGCGUAAAAGUAAAAGUGGUAAUUGUGUAGCUGUCUAUGGAAGGAUAGAAAGCUCUCAGAUUUCAGCAAAAAGAUCUUCAUUUGUGUUCUGAAGAUGAACAAAAGUCUAUUGGUUUGGAAAGGCAUGAGGGUGAAUAAUUAAUGACAGAAUUUUCAUUUUUGGGUGAACUAUCUCUUUAAUACUGAGAAGGACUCUAACAUACAAGCCUAUGAAGGACUGGACUAGGAAGAAUGCAGCCUCUUGUUUGAGAGGCACCCAACAUUCCACAUUUCAGACGGCUGUUAAUCUGCAGAGAAAGUGUGCAUGAUGUGCUUGCAGAUGGGUGUGCAUGAGCAAACGUGCAUAUGUGUCAAAGUGCUGUUAAUGAAUCAUGAUAAAUGAUAGCUGAGACUCAACUAUUGCUCAAAAGCUGUAUGUUUAUGUUUUCAUUAUGUGCAAGUUAUUCAUAUGUGGUUUUCUCCUAAUAUUCCUCAUUAGUCUAUACUGUAUAACCCAAAGCAACAGAAAGCAGUUGGGAGUUGCAAAGGUAACAGCAGGUGAAGAGAAAAUCAAUCUACACACUUUCAUUCAUUUAACAGAAUUUAUCGGUGUCUUUAUGGGUUUAAUUUCACUUAAUUCAAGACUGUUAAAUUGUAUAUCACGUGUUCUUUAUCCGGGUGUUUUUCAUGUAUUUAAACAAGUAAAUGUGUUUUCAUUUGUUUUGUAAAUGUAAACACUAUUAUCACAGAUUGUAUAUUUAAAAACACAAUGUGUGCAGUGUGCUCUGUUGUUGUUGUAACUACUUUCACAGGUAGGAUAAUAUAUAUACAAUGACUGCUUAAACAUUUACAAGUGUUUAAAUAAAUUCAAAAAUCAGUUUUAUAGCUGGUUUUAAACUUGA
Messenger RNA from Megalobrama amblycephala (Wuchang bream), 11203 nucleotides. RefSeq names its product Rho GTPase activating protein 20b (gene arhgap20b). Gene Ontology annotation, molecular function: GTPase activator activity. Gene Ontology annotation, biological process: regulation of Rho protein signal transduction; signal transduction. Bases 2160 to 5639 code for a protein of 1159 amino acids. The transcript has 16 exons. The record is from RefSeq and is a predicted model, not a curated record. Lineage: Eukaryota; Metazoa; Chordata; Actinopteri; Cypriniformes; Xenocyprididae.